AGUUCUAACACCACUCAAGUGAAAACGACGACGUUCCAUCUUGUGUCACAAAUUUGAUACCAAAGGUAGCUGAUUUGUGUGUGUGAAAGAGAGAGGCAAAAAUGGGGAAGAUGACAUUCAGAAUAGUGAUAGGGAUUUUGGUAGUAUUGUUACUGUACUACGUCGGCCGACCUCUCUACUGGAAAAUCUCCGCCACCGUUCACGAUAUCCGCCACAACAAACAAACCGUCUCAGGAGGAUUUUCGCAAAUUGUUCAUGCAGCUCAGAAUUCGGUGGGCUGGUUCCACGAUGAGUCUGAUUCAGGAGUGCGCAAUGGUGGCAUUGCAGCAGCAAGGAGGAUCCUUCUUCGUAAGGGUCACACACGAAAGAAGGUCAACAAGAUCUACACUUUACUCUAGGGAAAAAAUGAUUUGGCUGGGCGGAAUGUUACAUUUAUCAUUGACAUUGAGAAUUUAUUUUGCUGUAUAAGUUAAGAAGGGAUUAUGAAGUUUUAGUUGGUGAUACGUGAUAGAAGACAUCCAAGCUCAAAUUGUUCGUUUUCAAGAAUGUCACUUUUGAGAGUUAAUGUCAAUUUUAAGUACUUUGCCUAAUGGAUAUC
Molecule: messenger RNA, 598 nt
Organism: Solanum dulcamara
Lineage: Eukaryota; Viridiplantae; Streptophyta; Magnoliopsida; Solanales; Solanaceae
Exons: 3
Coding region: 102-398 (98 amino acids)
Source: RefSeq, a predicted model, not a curated record